AUGGCCAUGGCUUCAGCUUCUUCCGGGGUGAAGAUGCCUCUUCCUGGGAUGCAAGAAGCAGCAACAAACUCAACCGUAGCCCAUUCGCAACUAUCCAUUAUAAAAUUAAUUAAUAUAAUCAACUUUGGCGACUCCAACUCCGACACCGGCGGCUUUCCCGCCGCGCACGGCUACAUUUUCAAUUACCCCUACGGUCGUACAUUCUUCCACCGACCUUUCGACCGACUUUGCGACGGACGUUUGAUUAUCGAUUUCCUGUGUGAAAACGUGGGGAUGGACUACUUGUCUUCAUAUUUGGAAUCUCUCACACCACAUUUUAAAAAUGGAGUUAAUUUUGCAGUAAGUGGCUCACAGACACUUCCUAAAUUAGUUCUUUUCAGUUUGAGCACUCAACUCCUUCAAUUCAGCCGUUUUCGCAAUCGUUCUCUUGAAUUUCAAUCAAAAGGGAUAAAAGGCAUGUUAGGAGAAGAGGAUUUUGAGAAUGCACUAUACAUGAUAGAUAUAGGACAAAAUGAUAUUUCGGAUGCCUUCUCCAACCUCUCUAAAGCUCAAGUAAUUGAAAAAAUUCCUUCUUUCAUUUCUGAAAUCGAAGAUGCUGUUAGGGCGAUAUACAAAGUUGGUGGGAGGAAAUUCUGGGUGCACAACACUGGACCAGUGGGUUGUCUACCUCGGAGUCUUGCAACAACAAAAGUGAGAGAUCCUAGUACUGAUUUUGAGGAGAUUGGUUGUCUCAAGUCUCUUAAUGAAGCUGCACAAGAAUUCAAUGUUCAACUUAGUGAUCUUUGUGAAGACUUAAGACGGGGAAUGAAGGAUGCUACCAUUGUGUAUGUGGAUAUCUACACCAUUAAGUACAACAUCAUCUCCAACUUUGCACUCUACGGUUUUGAGAAUCCAUUAACGGCAUGUUGUGGUGGUGGUGGUGCACCAUACAAUGCGAACAUAUCGUGUGGGCAGAGCGGGUAUAGCGUUUGCGAGGAUGGGUCGAAGUAUAUAAGCUGGGAUGGAGUGCACUACUCGGAGAAAGCAAAUGCAAUGGUGGCUGCCAGUGUUCUAUCUACAAAUUAUUCAACUCCUCCAUUGAAGUUUGACUACUUUUGCUCCGCACCAUCAGAUUAGCUCCGAUCCCCACACCAUUUUAAGAUUUGUGUUGUGCUGAAAUCGCAAUGGUUGGAUGUGUAAUGAAAGUUUGAGAUGUCUCAAUGGGGAAUAUACUUAUUUGCAUUUAAUAUAAUUAAGCAUGAAUCAAUUUGAUUCUAA
Ipomoea triloba (trilobed morning glory) is the source of this 1257-nucleotide messenger RNA. Its product is annotated as GDSL esterase/lipase At1g09390-like. The transcript is spliced from 6 exons. NCBI's taxonomy places the organism in Eukaryota, Viridiplantae, Streptophyta, Magnoliopsida, Solanales, Convolvulaceae. The record is from RefSeq and is a predicted model, not a curated record. The coding region runs from base 1 to 1116 and encodes 371 amino acids. Gene Ontology annotation, molecular function: hydrolase activity, acting on ester bonds.